AUGCGCCCAGUGCUAAUCCAUCCGCAAACCCGACAUUAUCCAACGUUCCAACCCUAUCGGCUCAGCCAAGUUCCAAACCUUCAUUGUCCUCGGCACCAUCUCUUUCCAAACAACCCAGUAACAGUCCAACCACUUCGCCCAGUGCCAGCCCCAGCACAUCCCCAGUACUCACACCGCCCGCAUCGCCCAGCUCACCCAGUGCAAGCCCCAGUACAAGCCCCAGUGCUGCCCAAGCAACAGCCCCAGUUCCAACCCCAGUGCUCCCCAAGUAUCACACCCAGCAACGCACCCAGUGCAAACCCAUCCGCAAACCCAACGUUAUCCAACGUUCCAACCCUAUCGGCUCAGCCAAGUUCCAACCCUUCAGCAUCCUCGGCACCCUCUCUUUCCAAACAACCCAGUAGCAGUCCAUCUGGCUUGCCCAGUAUCAGCCCCAGCUCAUCGCCCAGUAGCUCACCCAGCGCUAGUCCCAGUAACAAUCCAAGUAGUUCCCCAAGCAGCAGACCCAGUUCCAAUCCAAGUGCUUCCCCUAGCAAAAGCCCCAGUUCCAACCCCAGUGCUUCCCCAAGUAACGCACCCAGCAACACACCCAGUGCUAAUCCAUCGGCAAACCCAACCCUAUCAGCUCAGCCAAGUUCCAAGCCUUCAGCAUCCACAACGACAGCCACAACGCCAACAACGUCGGGCCCUACGGCUACUAGUAGUGCUCCGUCGGGGCCAACUACAGCGCCAAGUUCCGCCCCGUCAGGACCAACUACUUCACCCAGCGCUUCUCCAUCGGGAACUGGAGGGACGCCUGCCCCCACAACACAACCAAGUAACGCUCCGUCGGGGCCAACUACAGCGCCAAGUUCCGCUCCGUCAGGACCAACUACUUCACCCAGCGCUUCUCCAUCGGGAACUGGAGGGACCCCUGCCCCAACAGGGGCGCCGUCAAAUUCUCCAAGCGGAUCUGGAGGAACCCCUGCCCCAACAGCAGCACCGUCCAAUUCUCCAUCGGGAUCGGGGACCCCUGCCCCAACAGCGGCGCCGUCCAAUUCUCCAUCGGGAUCUGGAGGAACCCCUUCCCCAACAGCAGCGCCGUCCAAUUCUCCAUCGGGAUCGGGGACCCCUGCCCCAACAGGGGCGCCGUCCAAUUCUCCAACGGGGUCAGCGACCCCUGCCCCAACAGGGGCGCCGUCCAAUUCUCCAACGGGGUCGGCGACCCCUGCCCCAACAGGGGCGCCAUCAAAUUCCCCGACCGGCCCGAGUCCGAGUGGCACACCCAGCAGUCCCCCGACCCCCGUCGCGCUGCCAUUGAUGGCACGUGAAGAAGCCUCAGAGCCAACACCACAGCCGACUCUGGACCCAACCGCAGCACCAACUCUGCAAACAACUGCCGAACCCACAGACAUGCCCACGUUUGCAACUGUGCAAUACGAAAUUGAAACCACGGUUCUCCUGGGCGUUGACAUUAGCAGUAUCGCCAUGGCACCUCUGGAUGCAACAGAAGAAGAGUGGGCCCUCUCGGCCAUUUUGGCAUUCUACGAAGUCAGUUUUGGGGACGCUUACUCUGAUGCAUUUAUCAAUUACAGCGUGGAAGGCGAUCCUUUCUAUCUGGACUACUUUGAUGGAUCGGCCUAUGUGUUUGGAUUUAAACUGGUGGUUGAGUUUGACAAUACAUCAUCGGAUCCCGCGCCGACUAGCGCCUCGGAAGUGUCCAGUGCAGUCCAAUCGUUUGACUAUGACGGCCUGUUGCUCUCUGCACUGGUUGAUCUAGGAGGCAGUUUGGAGUUGGUAGAUUCUGCGGAAGGUGUGGAAGGCUGCACUAUUUGGUGCUAAACUAGUAUUGUACCGAUACUGGUAUGCAAGGCUACCAGUACGAGUACCGGUAGCCCAUUCGCUGGCUUGCAUUUGAGCCAGCUACAGUCAAGUCCAUGGAUCCACGAAAAUGAAAGGGGAAGGAUGCUUCAGAAACAGGACUCUUGAUUGAAUACAUGUACGUAGAGGAAAGGGAGUAAUUGUGUACACGUAUACAUACAUCAUAACGUUAGGAACUCCCAUCGAAGGUUCGAUAUAUUUUUCUGUGCUUGCAUAUUAGUACCGUAUCCGU
Seminavis robusta is the source of this 2092-nucleotide messenger RNA. The record is from the annotation of a GenBank genome assembly. NCBI's taxonomy places the organism in Eukaryota, Bacillariophyta, Bacillariophyceae, Naviculales, Naviculaceae.